Messenger RNA from Penicilliopsis zonata CBS 506.65, 837 nucleotides. RefSeq lists its product as hypothetical. The record is from RefSeq and is a predicted model, not a curated record. Gene Ontology annotation, biological process: mycotoxin biosynthetic process. The coding region runs from base 1 to 837 and encodes 278 amino acids. Lineage: Eukaryota; Fungi; Ascomycota; Eurotiomycetes; Eurotiales; Aspergillaceae. The transcript has 4 exons.
AUGGACCACCUAUACAAAGAAUGGAAGGAAAGCUCCGAAAGGGUCUCUGAUGAGGAGCUCCCUUCGGAAGAAGCUGGACUGAUCGACGACAAGGUCUCUGUCAAGCGUACCAGGCAGCCGCUACGCAUUCACCCACGGCUGCUGUUCGAGGCAUGCCUGGGAGGAAUCAUCCUGAUCUUCAUCCUCGUCUUUGCUGCCCAAUCCUCGGCCCCUAGAAGGGGCCUUCCACGAUUCGGACCGUCACUCCCUGAAAAGGUCAUCACCUUUGGCAACACGGCCGGCAUUGGACCCGAUUUGGUCUAUGCCGACCAUGAAAUGCUAUGGAAUGCCACCCGGAACCGUGAACUGCAUGAGAACUGGCAGGCUUUAUAUCCAAAGGGACGGGGGUACAUCGUGGCACACGACGGGGAUGAUUUCGAACACGCCAACCCUCCUUUUGCCAUUGACGGCUACUUGAGUCCUGAUGAUCAUUAUGAGGGCUACAUUCUCUCAGUCUUUCACCAGCUACACUGUCUAUCGAUUUUAAUGUCCCGGCUGGGCACCUCGCAUGAGGAAUUCGCCACACACACCCCCGAACAACUCGAACAUGUCUCCCAUUGCGUGGAAUACCUGCGCCAGGCCAUCCUCUGCUCGGCCGACACUUCCCUCGAGGGCGAGGCGGGCGCCUGGGCUGUCAGCACUGCCUGGGGCCAGAAGCACACAUGCAAGGACUAUGACGCCCUGAUCGAAGUGGCCAACGAGCGAGCCAUGUGGGAUCUCUCGCAUUCCCGGCAUCCGGACCUGACCAAGCUCAAGCCGGAUCCAAAAGAAGUCGAGGGUAAAUACGGCGGGCAUUAA